Messenger RNA from Spathaspora passalidarum NRRL Y-27907, 1270 nucleotides. RefSeq lists its product as uncharacterized. The record is from RefSeq and is a predicted model, not a curated record. The coding region runs from base 228 to 1109 and encodes 293 amino acids. Lineage: Eukaryota; Fungi; Ascomycota; Pichiomycetes; Serinales; Debaryomycetaceae. The transcript has a single exon.
AGACCACUUUGUUUGCGGGCAACCAAGUGCCACCCUUAUUCUUGCUUUCGUCAUCUUCUCCCCCCCCACUGGCUAAUUUAUCCAAUCUGAGACAUAUUUCACCAAGAUCUGAAGUGUUCCAAACAUUUUUUUCGAUUUUGACCCACUUUGUUCCCCACAUUUUUAUUCAUCACAACAAGGCUUGUCGUGUGUAACGGAAUUUACAGAUCCUGGUUUAUUUUGCAGCAAUGGCUAUUGUUCAUAGACUUUACAUCACUGCCAGCAAUAACUACAGUGAGAACUUCCAAAUAGUGGCUGUAAACACCACGAUUCCCCUUGAAAUUGACUCAGAGAUCGGUGUUUUCAAGGUUGUUGUCAACAUUAAAGAUUUUGACGGAUCAAAACCUCAUUUGAGCAAUAGUUGCUACAACAUCGAUGAUGAUACUUUCCUUGAUGGCGAGCCAUUGAAUUUCAAGCGUAAUGAGCACGACAAUAUAAUACCCAAUGUCCGCAUGCAAAUUGAGUUUACGCCAAAGAAGGAUAUCAAUGGAGCCCAGUUGAUUUUUGGUAAUGAUUUCACCUAUCCUGUCAAGAAAUACAUUCCUACGAUGUUGUUAACUACCGGAUUAAAGUUGUAUAACUUGUUUGUGUCAAACUCGGUUCAGGGUAAUUUGUACAGUAACAAACCGUAUCUUUACGGGUUGGCAUUGAAUAACUUUACGUAUAUGGGAAUCGACAAUUUCAUGCAAAUUCCAAAAAUAAUCAACAGUAAAACGGUGCCCAUGGAUUGCGAAGAAAACGUUUCUAGUCAGUUGCACACUCUUACCCAUAGUACUUCACAGGGAAGAAUCAAGUAUUUCAACCAACGUGAGGAUUGUGAAGAGUUUGUAUUUAAACAGGGCGUUGCAUAUAACUUGCAAUUUGACACCAAUUACGUCAAAAUGUCAAAUUCAAAUUACGCCAUUUGUAUUCCGAAAUUUGACGUCAAUGUCAACAGAUAUGUCAAUGAGACAUUGAACAAUUUCAACUAUGUGAUCAAAGAAGGUGGGCACACUAAUGUCGAUGAAGGUACGGCUGGUCUUGUUAUAAAUUUCGCAUUAAGGGCAGAAGAAGAACACCUUGACAGCUAGUUGAUGGGCUAUUGUAUAUGGUAAACUAACUAUAUUGUUGCUUGCAUAUCUGCUACCGAGCUUUUUUUUUCUAUGCCAUUAUAACUAUUCAUUAUUUAAGCAUAAUAGUCAUAUAAUUCGCUCUCUUUAUAUAUAAACAUAAGAAUAAAACAUGUUCCAGG